ACGAAAAAGAAAGCUCGCUCGGCCCGCCGCGCCACCGCGCGCUCGAUCCCCUGCAUCAAUCUCAGCAUCACCCAGCCAGCUGCUGGUGGGCUACUCGUGCGACCUCGACUUCGCGUCCGCCACACGAGACGUUGCAGUGACCGCUGGAGCGCGCUGCAUCCCCAGCUCGCCACAACAUAAGCCCUUUUCGGAGCCAACGUCGCUGCUGGACCCCCUCGCUGCUGUGCAUUGCUGCUGCUUGCUCCACGCUGCUCCUUUUCGGCCUCCGCCGUUGGUCCAUUCAGGCCUGUCCCUCGAGCGCGGCGCGGGGUUAUGACAUUGUCCUUUGAGCAGCUCGAAACCAGCUAGUCACGAUACCCGGCACAGGCUCUGUGCAGCUGAACCUAUUCUGCAAUGGCGUCGACUUCAGCUUCGGUCCUCGACGCCCUGAACGUACCAGGGUACAGCAUCUACCAUGCCGAGCCACACCGCUUCUCCCUUCUCGACGUCAGGAUCUCGGCAACUACCACGGCCACGGAGGCGCAGAGAUCGGCUGGGGACCCGUCUUCAUCGUCGUCGAACGUGUGCAGCGGCCCAACUGCUUCUUCCACUGCUAUCGCUCCGUCCUCCUCCUCUUUCUCUUCGAUACAACAACAGCAACAACAACAACAACAACAACAACAACCACAGCCGAGAGUAUGUCCGCCGGCAUGGAAGGACCCCAGCCAGGGCAGCCGCGGCCUAGGUCGCCUCCGUCCGCGAUCGGCAGAGAUCGGUGCAAGGGCAAAGGAGGCUCUGCUCGAGCUUGGAAGAGCAGCCAAGGACAAGAAGACGACCUCGCAGGUGUUCAAGGCGGUCGAUGCCCCGCUUGAGCACAGCCAGGAGGAGCCUCGGCUGGCUCCACCGCCGGUGUCUUCGAGCGAGAUGGCUCCCACCCUCGCAUCGGUGCGCCACGUCUUUUCGCUCAAACCGCCCGCGAUAAAGGCGAGUACCAGCAACCUGUCCAUUACAGCCAAGAAGGAGGAGAGGCGAGGCGAGGAGCAGCAGCGAUGGACCAAGGUUUCGCGAAUCAUGCCUGUGUUUGUGUGCGACGAAGAGCCAAGGCUGGGGAGCGCCCCUUCGGCUUCGAGCAGCUUCGGUGCUGCGCAAAGGGCGGGCACCUUCAGUGCAGACCUCGGCCCACCGGGCCACGCCGCUUCAGAUGACCUCACUGACAGCGAUCAAGACGAGGCCACAGUCGAUGUGGAUGCUGGUGAGGUGGGCGCACGUGUGGCCCUCGACCCCUCGCGUCUGCUGCUACAGGUCGAGCCUCCAUCUGCUCUGCAAUCGAGCGGGGUUGAUGUCGAGCAUCAGAUCAAGGUUCAUGCCCGGCUGAGCAUCGCGAACGAGGCCCUGGAGACAUUGACAGACGGCUCACCCCAGGCACGCCGCCGCCGUCUUUCGAGCUCCCACGCGCCUGCUGGUCCUCGCGAGCUUCGGGCCUCUUUGACGCCAUCCAACUCCGCCCCUCAACCCAGCUCGAGAGUCGUCUUUGUUUCUGCGCCCUCGUCUCGCAAGCUUCUAGAUGCGCUCAACGCAACGACGUGCAAGGGCCAACGGGGAGGCUACGUCGGUCCUCUCGCCUCGCCCCAGGCUGCCAAGCUCGAAGGGAUCGGCUUCGCCACCAUCGUAGAGGCGUACGACCGAGGAGGGGAGGGGCACCUCGAAUGGAUCUGGUCUGACCUGAGCAGGGAGGCGUCAGCGAACGGAGUGCAGAAAUGCGCCUGCGCCUUUGUCGAGCUAGACGAGCAGGUCAAGCAGCCAAAGAUUCUGGCUUCGUUUGCCUUUGUCGUCAGCAUGCCCGCCGUUGCGCGAAAGUCGUCCAAUGUCCGAUCGCCCAGGAUAAAGACCCGCUCAGAGCUUGUCGCUACAAGCCGUGGUCUCGGUCUCGAGGUGGAAGGUGCCAGCGAGGCGGAAAUACGUUCAGAUGGCUCCCGACGUGAUCAGGUCACAAUUGUUGUCACCGACAAUCCAAGCAGAGCGACCCCUGGCCGAUCGAGCUCCUACAAUGGUUACCCACAGUCGCCGAGAGCGGGCACCGCUCGUCCGGUCCAUGUCAAUGUCAACCACGUCGAAAUCUCGCUCGAGGAUGCGACUGAGGACUCGCCUGUACUGCGAGCCGCUGUUCAGAACCUCGACCGAAGAACAGCUUCGCUCAAGAAAGCCGGCAAAGCCAUCUUGAAAACCGCCACAGAUGUUCGCAGUCACAUGCUCGCCCUUCAGGCUGCCGAAGCUGCCUUGGACCACCACAUGGACGACCUAGCGGGCCUCAUGCCCGAUACUGUUGGCAUGCUCUCUCGAGAGGUGCACAAAGAGGCGCGAAGACGAAACAUGCGCUUCCGUCAGCAGGAGCUUGACGUCAUGGAUCGCUACGUCGUCGCGCCCAUUCAGGUCCUCGUCGAAAUGUGCAGGGCGGCUCAGGACCACAGCAAAGCAUUCGAGGCCGAGAGCAAAGCCUACUACUCGGCCACGCAAAAGUGGCUAUCCAGCAGGGCAUCGACUGCCGGAAGUAUUGCCGCGGUCGAGAGCGGUGAGCAACUCGACAAGGCGUCGCAGAAGCAGGAACGGAUGGACGAGAAGCAAAAGAUACGGCAAGCUCGCUUCGACCUCGCCCGGCUCGACGUCUUCCGAUCGGCCAAUGCGCUCCAUGGCGGCGAGGCUGAGCUCGAGCUUGCUCAGCAGAUGCUCUUGCUCUGUCGAUGGCAUGCCAACUUCCCCGGCUCGAACUGGGGACAGAAGUGGCCCACGGAGGAAGCUCAGUCGAUGCUCAAAGGCUUUGAGGUUGGCACCAGACUCGAAGAGGCAAAGGUCAAGGAGCGCGUUGAGCGCAUCAGAGAGCACGAGGAGUCCCUCGAGGCGAGGUUGUGGUCUUCGCAGGACGGUAGAGGCGACGCCGAAAUGAGUGCUGCAGCAGGGUCGUGGGACCUCGUAAGCCCUCGCUCAGCAGACGGAGAGCCCGCUCGUCAGCCUGGUCAUCGCAUAAAGACAAUCCUGAGCUCCAUUGGCAGGGGCACGUCCACAGUUGCGGCUUCCAAUACCAGCCCCGGGCCAGCAUCCACCCUGGUCGCUUCGGUGACCAACGACAGCAUCGACACCGCGGAGGAGGCAAGCGCAGUAGACUCGCCUACCAAGGGUGGAGCUGGGCAGAGGGUGCGCAGAAAGAUAUCUCUCAAGAUGCAGCCUCUAUCCAACCCUUCGGUAGCCAUGUCGAGCCCUGUCUUCAAUAAGAUCCAGCAACGAUUCAGGCCAGGUCAUCAGGGUACGAUGGGAGAGGCUAGCCAAGCUUCUCCUGAAGACCCGAGGAUUGCUCCUCUGCUCAGGAUGGAGAAUGGGAACAAUGACGCAAAGAGACCACGGGUCAGCUCGAUGGUUCCCUCAACCAGCAGUCCGCCCCUUCAGCAGCCCAGCGAACCUGAGUCCGGUCAGCGACCAGCCGUGUCGAGGCGUAGCCUGUCCUUCUCCGCCAGUGGAUCGUCGAGUCCCAAGCUGAUGAAUGGUUCCUACUUUGACCUGCUCGCCAACAUGAUCUCUACAUCGCCUCCCAACGCAGCAACAACAGCGACGACGAACCGGCACUCUUCUGGCCCAAUGUCACGAUCGUCGAGCGACAGUCAGCACCUACAGCCAUUGGCUCUUAAUCCUGCGAUGAAGAAGGCCGCUCUGUCGCCUGUCGACUUGAACCGUCCAGGGGCUAGACCCAAGCAGGCGUCCGGGCGGAAGAAGGAAGGGAUCCUCUGGGCAAUGAGCAAGCCUAUCAUGAUGGGAGGAGGCACGGCAGAUGUGCCAAGGGGAAUCAACAGAUCAUCGCACUGGCGAGAGUGCUGGGUCGUCCUGUCAGGUUCUGGCCAUCUGGGCGAAUACGCAGAGUGGCGGGACCCAAAGGUCCUCGAACCAAGUCAACCCCUGAUCGAUUUACGGUUUGCGACUGUGAGAGAGGCCCGUGGCGUGGAGAGACGCUUCGCCUUCGAGGUCAUCACGCGUGAGUCGAGGCGCUUCUUCCAGGCGCCAGACGAAGCGACAAUGAAGGAAUGGAUCGCCGCCAUUUCAAUGGCCAUCGAGAGCCUCAUCAAUGGCACCAGCUCGGUGCGGCAGAUCGAAAAGGUGGCGAGAGGAAGUCCGAAUCCGGACGGCGAGUUUGGUGCCUUCAGAGGAGCUUCCAAUGGCAAACCUGUGAAUGGCGAUUCGGUCGAUGCGCUGGGCCAACAUCGAGCCUUUAGCCAAAGCCUGACGGAUCUUUCGAGUGCCUCAAGCGGUGGACCGGUACGCUUGUUUGCCAAGGGCGUCGAAGGCGUGCGAGCCUCAAAGAGGGACAGUCGGACCAACACCAAUCUCACUUCAGCCCACCUGGCUACGUUGAGCGAGGGAAGGGGAUCGGCACCCUCGCCCACCAAGCCUUGGCUCCACGGUUCGUCCAAUCACGAGCGGGGCAUCUCUAACAAGACUCCAGUCUCGGGCUACGUCAACGCCGACAGCCAACCCGACCUCUUCGCCUGCUCUUCUGCGGCCAUGUCCCCCAACGUCUCUUCAUCCAACAACUCGUACCGACACCUUCGUAACCUGGGCUCGGACGCGACCGAGGAGCAAUCGCCGUCAAGCGAAGUAGGCUUUGAUUACGAUCGCAAGAUCGAGGCCAUGAUUCAAAGCUCUUACGGAGGGUCCUCCGGUGGUGCGACGCAAGGCUUGGGAUUGACGUCGGCUUCAUAUUUGUCGGCUCACAAGCGCUCUUCCACCAUGACGAGCUCCGAGUCUUCAUCAAGCGGCUUCCAGUUCCGAACCCGGGAGAGCCGAGCGGCGGAGAUUGCCCGACUAGCCCACCUGUCGAGCAAUGCGUCGUGCGCCGACUGUGGCCAGCCGGACCCGCGUUGGUCGAGCUGGAUGCUCCACAACCAGCCCUGCUGCAUCUUCAUCUGCAUCACGUGCUCGGGUAUCCACCGCGGCCUGGGCGUGCAGAUCAGCAAAGUCAAGUCAGUCGAUCUCGACGACUGGACAGAAGAGCAGAUCCAGUCCGCGAGACUCUGGGGAAACGAAAGGGCAAAUCGUGUCUAUGAGGCGCUCAAGCCGAAGGGCAUCGGCACUGGACCGACGAGAGACAAGAAUUACUGGACUGAGAAAUAUGUCAAACGCAGUUGGUAUCAAGAGGAAGACGAGACAGACGGCGGAGAAGUCCUAGACGGGGACGACGACGAUGACGAUGACGAUGACGAUGAUGGCUACGAGGAACAUGAGAUUACCUUGACGCCAACGGAGACAGGCCAACGCAAGGACUUUUCUCGGCCAACGUCUUCGACAACGCCGAUUGGUAUCCCUAGUCAGUCAGACGAAAGGUCGCCGCGAGUCCAGGUCGGUUCGUUACAGCCACCGCAUGCAAGUCCCCCUUCUUGGCCAUCGCCCCUCAGCGCCAGUUCAGACCAGGUGUCGCCUCGUCUUGCCGUCUCGCCUAGCCCAAGCUUCCAGGAGCGAAUGGGCGUCCGCUUACCGUAUCGUCAAGCACCAAAUUCUCCGCCGCAGCCUCUUGCUGGCACUUCGUCGUCACGUAGCCCCUCGAUGCCUACUUCUGCUUCUGCUCCUUUUGUUACGAUGCUCGAUGCGCCGCGACACGGUUGGGCAAGCGGCGCAAGCUCAAAUUCGUCCUCCAACGGGCUGCGAUCCCCACCUCACUCUCCCAUCACCAACGCAACCUCUCCUCCCGUCUCUUCCUCGGCCCGUCAGCCGAGUCCGAGGUCGACCAGGCCUUCGACUCUGGAGUCAUCGCCCCCUCCGCGCAGCAAGCGACUGUCUCUGCCCAGUCCAUCCUUUUCCUCCACCUUCCGAAAGGCGAGCGAUUCAGCCUCGUCCACCUCUGCGAGACCCAACAAGCCACGGAUGAGCAGCUCUUCGCGCUCGUCGUCGACCUCUUCCUCGACGUCAGUCAGCUUCGGCCUUGUCUUCCCGUCAAAGGACGAGCAGGCCCGACAGGCUGCCUCUUUCGGGAUUGUCUCCGUCGACAUUCCGACGCUCUCGCCAGUGGAACAAUAAAGAGCGAAGAAUCAUCUCUGUUUGUAUGAUACCAAUAUCCUCUCUUUUCUCUUAUGGUCGCUUCAUGCGACCUUCCGUAGUGCUUGUUUGUAUGCAGAUCCACACCAAUACCGUUCCUCAAUUUCUUACCCUGGCCUGCUUUCUUACUAUCAAUUGACCAAUGUUACAC
This is a messenger RNA of Acaromyces ingoldii, 6202 nucleotides long. RefSeq lists its product as hypothetical. The coding region runs from base 394 to 6033 and encodes 1879 amino acids. The record is from RefSeq and is a predicted model, not a curated record. The transcript has 2 exons. NCBI's taxonomy places the organism in Eukaryota, Fungi, Basidiomycota, Exobasidiomycetes, Exobasidiales, Cryptobasidiaceae. Gene Ontology annotation, molecular function: GTPase activator activity.